AUGGGGAACCGGGAGCGGGAACCGGGAGCGGGAGCGGGCCCGCCGCUCCCCCUGGAGCAGCUCACCUCGCCUUUGGCCUUCCCGAGCAACAGCCCAGAUCCGUGUGCAAGGGAGACAGUGCUGAAUGCCAUCAAGGAGAGCAGGAAGAGGGCUGUGGAGGAGGAGGAGGAGGAUGACCAGGCUUUUGGGAACGAUCAGGAGAGCAAGAGGAGGCGCCACGACAGCAGCGGGAGCGGGCAGUCAGCCUUCGAGCCGCUGGUAGCCAACGGUGCCCCCGCCUCUCUCAUACCCAAGCCUGGCUCUCUGAAGAGGGGCCUUGUCUCGCACUGCCUGGAUGAUGGCUUGAACAAGAGGUCCCGCACCUCUUCCAUGAGCUCCCUCAACAACACGUGUGCUGGUGGGAUCCCCAGCUCCACCCGCAACGCCAUCGCCAGCUCCUACAGCUCCAGCCGGGGCCUCUCACAGUUGUGGAAGAGAAGUGGUGUGAAUGUGUCCCCACUCUCCAGCCCAGCAUCCUCCCGCUCCCAGACACCAGAGUGGCCUCUUAAGAGAGCCAGGGAAGAGGAGUUGCAUCGCUCCAACGCUUCCACUCCAGUGAAGUUGAACAAGGAGCUGCAGACAGAGAAAGCAGUGGAGACACCGGUGUGGAAGAAGCAGAAUUCCCUGAGCCCACUGUCAGCGUCGGGGAGCAGCGGGAAGCGCAAGCGGAAGAUCCAGUUGCUGUCAUCUCACCGGGGGGACCAGCUGGCGCUGCCCCCACCUCUUCAGCUGGGCUACUCCAUCACGUCGGAGGACCUGGAUGCAGAGAAGAAGGCGGCGUUGCAGUGGUUCAACAAAGUCUUGGAGGAUAAGGCUGAUGCAGUCCCCAGCACCACUGCAGAGACUACACCCAUGUCCAGGCCGCUGGUGUUCACCGUGACCUCCCCGGGGCCUGCACCCACCUCAACAGCUCCUGCCCCGGCUGGCACCAACACGCUCCUGGACAGCCUGAAAAAGAUGCAAAGCAGCCAGACUGUGCCCAUGCCAGCAGACUCCACUGGAACUGUGGCAGCAUCCCAGGCACCUCCAUCAGCUGCGCAGCUGCCCGCUCCUGCUGCCUCCGUGGAGCCUGGUUCUCUGCCUGUCACCUCUGCUGACACCAAGCCUGUUUUGAGCACGCCUGUCCCUGCUGCCCCCCCUGCCCUGGAGGUGCAGGCCCCCAGCAGCCUGGCACCUUCUGCGUUCACAGAGCUGGGCGAGACCCCCAGUAAGCCGCCCUCAUUCCCGAAGCCAAGCAUCCUUUUCGGGGCGCUGAACACCCCUCCUGUCAGCCAGCCCCCCGCGACCACGGCUACUGCUGCGCCCACCACUGCCCCGGUCUUCAAACCCAUCUUUGGUGCUUUGCCAAAGAGCGAGACCACAGCACCCUCCACUGCUGUCAUCUCCACCAUGGUCACUGUGUCUGCAAGCUCAGGCCCUGCCUCGACAUCCUCCACCACCACUAUGUUCAAGCCUAUCUUUGGCAGUGUCACCACAGCUUCAUCUCCAGCAAAGGUCUCUCCUUUCACUUUCAAACCAACAUUGCAACCGGCUUCGGCUGCAGAUCUGCCAGCAGCCUCCACAACCACCCUGUCAGGAUUCACAGGUCUCCCAAAUGUCAUCUUCACCACCGCAGCCACAACAGCCACCACCCAGAGUUCUUCCACAGAUGCUGCCAUUAAACCCGUCUUCAGCUUUGGACUCAACCCAUCUGCCUCUACCAGCUCUGCUGCCAGCCUGACGGUCACUGCUGCCACAUCCACCACCACAUCACAGCCCUUCCUCUUCGGGGGCCCAACUAGCUCAGUUCCCAGCACGGAAACCAGCUUUUCCACCCCAGGGCCUGUGUUCCAGUUUGGAAAGCCACCUCCAGGCACAGUCACCACCACCACCAGUGUCCCAGGAGGCCCUGCCUUUGGUCAAGCACCUUCAAACUCGAUGGCUCCUACCACCACUGUGGGCUUUAGCAUAUUUGGGACCACCACACUAACCUCUUCUAUCCCAGCCUCCACGAGUCAAGCCACAUUGACAUUUGGCUCCUCCAUCUCAACUUUUGGCAGCUCCUUCAGCACAAGCACAAAGCCACCACCAUACCCUGGUGCAGCAAGUCAGGCCCCCUUCAGUGCUGCUGCUGCAGAGAGCCAGCCCCCCGCCAGCAAGCCUGCUGCUGGCCCUGUCAACUUUGGCCCUCCGUUCAGCUUUGGAGCCCCCCCAGCCCAGUCAGCUGCUCAGCCAGCGUUCGGCAGUGCUGCCCCACCAGCCUUUGGCACCACCAGUGCCCAGGGCUCCUUUGGCACCAGCAGCACCCAGGUGGCAUUCGGGACCACCACGUCGGUCUUCUCUUUCGGGACAGCCACCUCCACCACCGCCAGCUUCGGUUCCACCACCCAGACCACGAGCAGCAGCUCUGGCACCACCAUCUUCGGAGCCACCCCUUCUCCUUUCACCUUCGGGGCAACUGCCCAGCCCGGCCCCUCUGCCAGCGCCUUUGGGGUCGGCGCACCCACCUUGGGCAGCUCUUCCAGUGUGGCCUUCAACUUCGGGGCUGGGCAGAGCGGGGUGGCCCCGGCAGCAGCGCCGUUCCAGCUCCUUCAGCACAAGCACAAAGCCACCACCAUACCCUGCUUUGGAGCCCCCCCAGCCCAGUCAGCUGCUCAGCCAGCGUUCGGCAGUGCUGCCCCACCAGCCUUUGGCACCACCAGUGCCCAGGGCUCCUUUGGCACCAGCAGCACCCAGGUGGCAUUCGGGACCACCACGUCGGUCUUCUCUUUCGGGACAGCCACCUCCACCACCGCCAGCUUCGGUUCCACCACCCAGACCACGAGCAGCAGCUCUGGCACCACCAUCUUCGGAGCCACCCCUUCUCCUUUCACCUUCGGGGCAACUGCCCAGCCCGGCCCCUCUGCCAGCGCCUUUGGGGUUGGCGCACCCACCUUGGGCAGCUCUUCCAGUGUGGCCUUCAACUUCGGGGCUGGGCAGAGCGGGGUGGCCCCGGCAGCAGCGCCGUUCGGCUCCUCCCCGAGCGUGCAGAGCCAGAGCGCGCCUUUCGCCUUCACUGUGCCCAGCAACCCCAGCAACAGGCCUGCCUUCGGAGGAGCUCCUGCACCCACCUUUGGGCAAAGCACACCUGUCCCAGGAGCAGUGGGCAGCGGGGGCAGUAGCCUUUCCUUCGGGACACCCGGAACUCCCGCCUCAGGCUUCGGAGGAGUCAGCACUUCCUUUGGUUCGACCAUUCCCACGUUUUCCAUUGGGGCAGGAUCCAAGACAGGCGCUCGCCAGCGGCUGCAGGCACGGAGACAACACACCCGCAAAAAGUAA
This is a messenger RNA of Chaetura pelagica (chimney swift), 3336 nucleotides long. RefSeq names its product POM121 transmembrane nucleoporin (gene POM121). Gene Ontology annotation, cellular component: nuclear pore. Gene Ontology annotation, biological process: RNA export from nucleus; protein import into nucleus. The record is from RefSeq and is a predicted model, not a curated record. Lineage: Eukaryota; Metazoa; Chordata; Aves; Apodiformes; Apodidae. The transcript is spliced from 13 exons. Gene Ontology annotation, molecular function: structural constituent of nuclear pore. The coding region runs from base 1 to 3336 and encodes 1111 amino acids.